CGGUCCCCUUCCCUCCUCCCUCUAUUUGCCAACAUGCCUAAAUCAAAAAGACAAAAGCUCGUUUCGUUGACCAAGGUCGCUAAAAAGACCAAGGAGCAGAAGGGCGCACAACUCACUGCCAUUCAGGAAAACCUGGAGAAAUGGAAGUACUGCUGGCUCUUCGAAGUUGGUAACAUGCGCAAUGCGCACCUCAAAACUGUCCGGAAUUUAUGGAAGGACUCUGCACGAAUGUAUUUUGGUCGAGGAGCGUUGAUGGCGAAAGCUUUGGGCACAACACCAGAAGACGAGCAUCGGCCAGGGAUCUCUCAGCUCACACCACAAAUAAAAGGCCAAGUCGGCCUCUUCUUCACCGACACCGAACCGGACGAAGUGAUUGAAUGGUUCAAAGACUUCCGCCAACCUGAUUUCGCCCGCGCAGGCAACCGCGCUUCACGCACUGUCAUUCUUCCUGCCGGCCCCGUCAUGCAACACCACUCAGACCCACCGGAGCCGUUCCCCCACAACGAGGAGCCCCAGUUGCGGAAGCUCGGACUGACGACGGUGAUGAAAAAAGGCGUACCGACAAUCGAUACGCCACACAAGCUCUGCGAGAAGGGCAAGGUGCUGACGCCGGAGCAGGCACAGUUGCUCAAGUUAACGGGCGAGAAGAUGAUCGAGUUCCGGGUGGGGCUGAAGGCGAGAUGGACCGCGGAGACGGGGAAGGUUGUGCAGAUUGAGGACCCGGCUUUUGAAGUCGGGGAUGCGGUGGCCGGUGGGGAUGGGGAUGAGGACGAUGAGGAGGUCAUGAGCGAGUAGUUUCCCAUUUCUUCUCUCCGUGUAUUUUCAGCCUUUGCUUGUCCAUCUUUUCCAUCCGC
This is a messenger RNA of Stereum hirsutum FP-91666 SS1, 854 nucleotides long. RefSeq lists its product as uncharacterized. Gene Ontology annotation, molecular function: RNA binding. The record is from RefSeq and is a predicted model, not a curated record. The coding region runs from base 34 to 795 and encodes 253 amino acids. Gene Ontology annotation, cellular component: nucleolus; preribosome, large subunit precursor. The transcript is spliced from 5 exons. Lineage: Eukaryota; Fungi; Basidiomycota; Agaricomycetes; Russulales; Stereaceae. Gene Ontology annotation, biological process: nuclear-transcribed mRNA catabolic process; ribosomal large subunit biogenesis; ribosomal large subunit assembly.